AUGUCCUCCACCGCUUUUGUGGAAAUUGCGGUCCAUCCGGACCUCAAGACCUCGACAGUGGUUCUCCCCCACUCAAUCAACAAAACUCUCAAACGGCACUCGCUUUCAAACGCCGACUUCCCCCAAGUUCAGCCUCUUGAAUUUGAACAACAUCUCGCGGUCGGCGGAGCUCUGGUGGAUCUCAAGGCCCAAUCGGCCAUCUUCAACACCGUCUCGUAUCAAGUGGUUGCCGACGGCUACAGAAUCACGCUCACGCCGCUCAUCUUGAACAAUCCGUUGGACCUGACGUUCAAGUCUCUGUGUUUUGUUCUUCCUCAAAAAGCCCUACCUAACUGCGUUAGUGUCACAGAUGCCGGGGCGGCAGUCUCAGUCAACAUUCUCACGGCGGGAAACCUGCUUAUUUCGAUGAACCUGCCGCUGGAGUCGUUUCUGUCCCAGGAAACACUCUCUCCUGUGACCUUUUACAACUGGUGCCAAUACAGCAUGCCGUACUCGUUCGACGUGCGGGCUCCUUUGUUUAUGCGGUCGAUCGACCCGAAAACGAUCAUUGUGGCUCUUCAGGAUGGUGGCCUGCUCAAAAUGUCCAAGGAAAACAUGGAGGACAACUUCCUGGUGGUUCCAUUUAGCGACACGUCCUACUUCAACCAGUUCAGACUUCCCUUUUUCGGCUCUAAGCGCAAGGACCAGACGGAGACGGUGGUUAUAGAUAACCAGCAAGUGGCGGUUGGAGCAGCCCUGGACUUUGUUGUGCUGGAAAACAAGCUGAUCACUCUGAGUAUUGAUAAAAGCAUCAGGUUCUGGUCGCUCGAGACAGGUGCUAUGGAGAAAGAACAGACACUUAACGAAUUCCUACCUCAGGUACUGCAUCCGGCGUACCUCAAUAACCCGCCAACGCGCCUACUGGGACUGGUGGGAAGAUACCUGGCGGUUGUCGUUCCUAUUGGGGAAACGUCCUUAAAACUAUUCUCUGUGGAGCAAGACGCAUCGCUCAUUCUACUGAACGAGUACGCCCCUCCCGAAGUGGAUAGAUGGGUGUUCCAGAGCAUGGUCUUAUCCAAAGUGGAACAGAAUCUCCAGGUCAGUCUUCUGUUGUCUCUCCACGGAGCUAGAUAUAUUCUCUUGGGCCGGAUAGACGACAAACUCGAGAUGAGCUGGACUCGCUGUGCUCCGCCGCUUGCAAAUAACCUAACGCAGUCCAUUUCAUUUUUCGACGAUGUCAGCCUGCUGAACUCUCACUGUAUGCAGUUGCUACAGGUUUACGACGAGCGUGUUGUGGAAAAAGUGCUCUCUAUACUGGAGCAAAAGUACAACUUGGAAAGUGCUGCUCUACCGCUGCAGGAAAGGUUGCAACAUGUGAUUACACACGGUUUGGACCUACAAGAUCAUCUCAACAGUCUCAAGAAACAAUGGGUGAAAUUUGACAACGCUUGCAAAGAACUUUCCCGACAAUUGGAACCAUCUGUUGGGUUGGACCUCGUUGACGGCAUCCUGCUAAUCCAAAAAACUCACGGCUUGUCUGCGAUUGUGCCGUCCUCACCGUUUGCGCUCAUCAUCUACAAUGACACUCUUACAAACGAGGACUUGCAGUAUUCCAAUAUCAACGCCAGGGAUUUGCGCCCGCUGGCCAAGUAUGUGCUAUCUUUCGUCGCCAAGUUUCCUCAGGAAGUUGUGUUCAAAGUGACGCAACGUGUUUGCGACUGUCCAGAGGCUGCAGAGCCGCAGAUGAAUACUAUUUUCCAGGAAGAAUUGGCACCUUACGUAGACGAGACAAUGGUCACCGAACUGCUCACUGCUUUGAAUGCUUCAAAGGAUACUAUGCAGCUUUUUGAAUUCCUCAUCAGCCUCUCGACUCUGGACAACGCGGGCUACGUUCCUAUUAAGAAAGUCAGGUUUGGCAAUUUGGGCGGAACUUUACUGGUGUCGUCGCUGAAAAAUAAUCUGCUGCUGCAGAGAAAGCUGAUUCUUGGAUUACUUUUGAUCGUUCUCACUGUGGACGUCAAUCCGCAAAUGAUCAGGUACUACACGGAGCUGGCAAAACUGUACAGAUGCGUAGAGCUGUCCUUGCGGGUGCCGUCGCCUUUGCUGCUGGGGCAUUUGGAGGACGUUUUCGAGGGUGGAGUUAUGGUGAGAGCCAACAACCUCAACCAUUUGCUGACACACAUUUUUGGCCUUCUGCUGCAGAAUACGUUUGUUUACUCGAUCGUGGCAAAGCUCGUCAAGGACGAACGGUUCCAGGACGCACACUUGGUGAAAUAUCUUCCUGAAACUGGAAUUUCCAGCGUUUUGAAGGGACUGAUUUUGCUCAACACCAAGCAGGGAAAAGAAGCCUUUGAGCUGUUCACUACCCACGCAGACCAGAUCACACAGGCCGCAAAGACGGCUUCCGCAGCAGAGAAAAAAGCGUUGCAACCGGUGUCGGACUGUACCAACCUGAUCUUGGUGGACUCCAAAUCGGACUACUUCUACGACCUCAGCACUCUGUUCCAAUCGAAACAGUUCGACCAGCUGGCUCUCAAACUGGCAUUAAAAGCGCUUGCGACGAAAACAGAGCUCAAGGACGUUUCCGAUGACCAGGCGAUCUUGCUAAAGGUGUUCCAGCUGGCUCUCAAGCUGCAGGAAUUUGAGCUGGCCCACGACACGAUCCUGAAAAUGGAGAGAAAAUACAGAAAACACCCAAUCAAGCAGUUUGUGUACAAGCUAUUCCAGAUGAACCAGAUCCCCAAAAUCUUGGACUAUCCGUUUAAUGAGGACGCGGACAAGGUGGACGAUCUAAUUUACAGUCUGGGCGAGUCGAGCGCGCUGAACAGCGAUCUCAAAACAUCGCUCAAAUACUACCGCAUAUGCUACACCUUGCGCCUUAAACAGGGCGACUACAGAGCUGCCGUGGAGGCGCUGUACCGUUUCAACAGCAUUGGCCUGGAACUGAUGAAACAGAACAAAUUCAACGAUAUCAAGCUCAUUGGCGACAACUAUCUCACGAUCCUCAACCUGCUGUACACCCUGGAGGAGGACGACCGGUGGAUCAUCAAGAGACCAGUCCAGUUGGUACAUACGGCAGGCUUGCAGCCGGCCGAAGAACAGAAAAGCGAGCUGGUGUACUCUGCGGACUUGGAGAAGGAGUACCAAUCGCUGACGACGUAA
Molecule: messenger RNA, 3141 nt
Organism: Ogataea haglerorum
Lineage: Eukaryota; Fungi; Ascomycota; Pichiomycetes; Pichiales; Pichiaceae
Exons: 1
Coding region: 1-3141 (1046 amino acids)
Cellular component (GO): nuclear pore
Molecular function (GO): structural constituent of nuclear pore
Source: RefSeq, a predicted model, not a curated record